AAGGCUUUGGUAUUCCUUCAUGCCAACGCUGCUUUUACAGAGCCUUCUCUCCGACACUGAAAAACUCGAGCUUGAUUUCUUAGAUAUCAUCCAUUUUUUGUGUUGUUUCGAAACCUUUUCUUUGUCUAUUCAUUUCGUACGUGGGGUUCUUUGACAAUCUUUAAUCUUUUCAAAAAUGAAGAACAAGUCUUCUCUCUUUCUCAAGCAGUUUAUCUCUGUGUUCAAAUCUAUAGCUAAAGCCAAGUCAAUGGCCAUCAAGAACAAAACCAGCGCUUUCAAAGCUCGCCUCAUAAUGUUCUCCUUGUUGAAGAACAAGCAGAAGCUUAUGCUGGAUUCGUUAUCCCAUAAAAUCCAUAUACUUCUUGGGCAGCAUGACGGAGAAAGCCAAGACGAGGCAGGUGAAAAUAGCAAGGCCAUAGUUCUCUACAACAUUGCAUUGGCAAACGAGUCCUCGCAUUCGAGCUCCAGCCACGCCCAGUACUUGAUGCACAAUGUAGAGGCUGAUUAUGAAGAAGAAGGAGAUCAUGAUGACGGUGAUGAUAAAUACCCAGAUCUCAGACACUCUUUAUUUGAUGACGAGGAUUUGGACAUUGAGGAGGAUGAUCAGGGUGGGUCCAUCAUUGAUCAGGUGAGGAAUUCCAAGGAGGAGGAAGGGGAGAAUUUCGUCCUGGAAGACGAGAUUGAUAAUGUUGCAGACUUGUUUAUCAGGAGGUUCUAUAAACAGAUACGCUUGCAAAAGCUGCAGUCUUUCAAGAGGUUUCAAGCGAUGAUGGAGAGAAUUCUUUGAUUAAUCAAAACUGCGGGUACGAAGAAGUGGGGAGUGCCAUCGAUAGUUCGAUACUGACAUAAACCAUCUGUACCAGCUUCUGUUAACUUCGAAUCCGGCCCAUUACCUUUCUUUUUGGGCUAUUAAAGCCUUUUAUUUUAUUUUUUUUAAAUGGGCUCAUAUUUCUCUCUCUCGAAUUCGUUGUAAUACUAGACUCUAGUGCAUAUCUUCAAUAUAUAUAAAAUGUGUAUAAAACGGAAUUUGUUGUUUUA
Messenger RNA from Carya illinoinensis, 1038 nucleotides. RefSeq lists its product as uncharacterized. The record is from RefSeq and is a predicted model, not a curated record. NCBI's taxonomy places the organism in Eukaryota, Viridiplantae, Streptophyta, Magnoliopsida, Fagales, Juglandaceae. The coding region runs from base 176 to 787 and encodes 203 amino acids. The transcript has a single exon.